CCAGGAGGAUAUGGUCCCCCUGAUGGACGAUUUGAGACUGUGUUCCGUACGCAAACUGGAUGAGUUGGACAGACGCUUCUGUUUUGAGAUUUUCUCCGUUCACACGAGCUGUAUCCUCCAGGCGGACUCUGAGCUUUCCCGUCACUCCUGGAUAGAGGCCAUGCAGUCCACGAUCAACUCGGCCUACCGAGAUUCCCACUUGCUGGAUAACUGGGGACAGGGUCCCGAGGUCGGUGCCCUGCCGUCGGAGGGCAGGAAUGCCUUCAGCGAUGGCCGGAGGGUCCUGGAGCAGUCCCUGCGUGUCCCGGGGAACCAUCUCUGCUGUGACUGUGGCAGGUCCGACCCGCGAUGGGCGAGCAUCAAUCUCGGGAUCACACUGUGCAUCGAGUGCUCUGGCAUCCAUAGGGGUCUGGGCGUCCAUCAGUCCAAAGUUCGCUCCCUGACCCUUGACACCUGGGAGCCGGAGCUGCUCAAGUUACUGUGUGCCCUCGGCAAUGAUACUGUCAACCACAUUUACGAGGCUGAGACAGAACAUUCCGGCAUGACUAAGCCUACAGCGGAGAGUUCACGGUAA
Messenger RNA from Chiloscyllium plagiosum (whitespotted bambooshark), 574 nucleotides. NCBI's taxonomy places the organism in Eukaryota, Metazoa, Chordata, Chondrichthyes, Orectolobiformes, Hemiscylliidae. The record is from RefSeq and is a predicted model, not a curated record.